AUGGAUCAGUUUUUAUUUACUAUAAAAUCAGCAAUCAAUUAACUUGAACUUAAGCAGCCUCGGUAUGCCCCAAUUUAUUAUAUUCUUACUGGUUCGCUAAUGUUUUCAAUAAAUUCAAUGUUUAGUAAAAUGAUAUCACAUAUUCCUUCACCUUAAAUUGUAUUUUAUGGAGCUAUGAUUAUGUGUUUGAUCAACUUUGCAGUAACCAGCACUUAAAACAUAAGACUUUAUGGCUUUGCGCUAGAUAUAUAUAAAAAAUUAUUUAUGAGAAGCAUAUUUGGAUAUUUUGGAACUAUUUGUUUCUAUAAAGGGAUUAUGUAGGUUAGUGUGUCAGAAGGUCAAGUCCUUAUUAGAACUUCUCCUCUUUGA
This is a messenger RNA of Paramecium octaurelia, 369 nucleotides long. The record is from the annotation of a GenBank genome assembly. NCBI's taxonomy places the organism in Eukaryota, Ciliophora, Oligohymenophorea, Peniculida, Parameciidae.